Messenger RNA from Temnothorax curvispinosus, 4446 nucleotides. RefSeq names its product neogenin (gene fra). Lineage: Eukaryota; Metazoa; Arthropoda; Insecta; Hymenoptera; Formicidae. The record is from RefSeq and is a predicted model, not a curated record. The transcript is spliced from 26 exons. Gene Ontology annotation, molecular function: protein binding. Gene Ontology annotation, biological process: cell-cell adhesion. Gene Ontology annotation, cellular component: membrane. The coding region runs from base 1 to 4446 and encodes 1481 amino acids.
AUGGGGGUACCGGGUGUGAUCGUUAAACAUCCCCUUCUCAACGCGGGAGGCUUGGACUUCAUCAUCGAGCCGCGGGAUGUGGUGGUGGAACAAGGAGGUCCCGCGAGGCUGGACUGCGAGGCGAAGAGCGUCUUUGGGACGCCGAAUAUACACUGGCGUACGGACGACGGUCAGCCGAUCACGUUUAUCGGGGACAGUUACCGAUCAAAGCUAGCGAACGGGUCCUUGUACAUAAAUAGCGUGUACGCUGGUAGUGCAGAAUUAACCGGGAGUUAUCAGUGCUUAGCCUCCAUAGACAAUGUCGGAGCGAUUGUUUCUCGGACAGCCACAAUCAAACUAGCAAGCCUUCCCGGCUUCGAAAGAGAACCUCAGGACACCAUGGUUUACGCGGGACAGAUUGCAUAUUUGAGUUGUGCGCUACCCGCUUCCUCGAGUUUGUUAAAGAUACAAUGGUUAAAGGACGAACAUCCUUUAGUGCUCGAUAAAAGUCGAAUGACAAUUUUGCCGUCAGGCGCGUUGGAAAUCGACGAUGUUCAGUAUCACGAUGUAGGAUCGUACAGAUGUAACGCUAGCGGCUACGGCCAAUAUAGACUGAGCAACAAAGCACAAUUAGGAUUAUUAUCUAGUGACAUCGAUGAGGGAUCUAGCGCUCCAGUAUUCAUUGCACAACCCUUGCAACAAAUAGCCACCGAAGGGUCUGACGUGACCCUGGAAUGCGCCGCCAACGGCUAUCCGAAACCGACGAUUCUUUGGCUUAAAGACGGCGUCGCUCUCGAUUUGACGUCACUCGACUCUAGAUAUCGAAAGAUCGCAGCAUCUAGUCUUAUGAUCAUAAAUGUCCGAGAAUCCGAUCACGGUUCGUAUCAAUGCCGCGCGGAAAACGAGGUCGAAUCUCUGGAUGCAGUUGCUGAAUUAAUCGUACAAGUUCCGCCGAGGUUUCUAAAGAAGCCGGAGGAUAAAGUGGCGAGCGAGAGUCAAGAUCUAGAAUUCGAAUGCGAGAUUUAUGGAAAACCGGAACCGAAAAUUACCUGGCUGAAAAAUGGCGAGCGUAUCACGUUGAGCGCGUACUGGCAAAUUGUCAAUGGAUACAAUCUGAGAAUCAAUGGACUGUUACCCAUAGAUGCAGGAAUUUUCCAGUGCAUGGGAAUGAAUCCUGCCGGUAGUGUUCAAGCCUCAGCACGUCUCACAAUUAACCAGCCCAAGAAAGCAAAUCCCCAUAGAACAACAACUCCCAAGACAGUUCCUAAGAAAAAAUUAUUGCUACACCGGCAGUUGUAUAAUAAGACAUGGCAACACCCGAGUACUCUCUUAGGACACACGUUUUCGUCGCACAUGCCGAGUCCUCCACUUUCAAUCAGUCCCUCUGACGAUCCCGCGGAUCUCCUCCCGAGCUCGUUUAAGUAUCCCAACUCCCUUUACGACCCGGAAUCCCGUUUUGUAGAUGACACAGAUACUCUGGAAGCGUUCGACGGGGGUGGCGUACCCUCUCCACCGAGGAAUUUGAGCCUCGUCAUCGUUACCGCGAGAUUCGUCACGCUACGCUGGCAAGAGCCGGAAAACGCGAACAGCGAUACUCUCAAUUAUUUCAUACAUUAUAAACAGGAAGGGGCCAUGAGGGAGAGAGUUGUCAACACGCAGCAGAAACUGGAGGCCAUGAUACGCGGUUUACAGCCCAGUAUGACGUAUCAAUUCCAUGUGGUCGCGCAAAAUUCUCGAGGCACCAGUGCUCCUAGUGAAGUAUUACAAAUUACAACGCUAAUAGAGGCCAAUGUUCCUGGGCCUCCGAUGAAUCUGGAGGGUCAUGCGACAAGCAGCAUGAGUAUUACUUUGUCGUGGGAGGAACCACAAGUUAUUAAUGGACGAAUAUCUAAAUAUAUUAUUACAUUUAUGGAGGGCGACGGUGAAGAGAUAACGCGUGAAACUACUAGUACAACGUAUGAAUUGGUAGAUCUCGUGCCUUAUACGGAAUACAGUAUUAGAGUUCAAGCGGUCAACGAAAAUGGCCCGGGCGCGUUUAGUAAGGAUAUCGUAAUUCGGACUCACAGUGCACAACCGACGCAACCACCGCAUAACGUUACCUUAGAAGCAGCUAGUUCAACGAGUAUUAUCGUAAGAUGGGAACCUCCACUCGAGGGACAGAAUGGGAUAAUCACGGGUUAUAGAAUACGGUACCGCAGAUACCCGCACGAUCCUCGAUCCGGGGAUCGGCGAUCCCCGAUCACGGUGACAACUGAAGGAAAUCAACGUUUGUACGUGCUAAAUGGGCUCGAGAAGCACGUUGUGUACCAAGUCCGCAUAUGUGCCUUCAACGUCAAUGGAACUGGGCCUUGGACGGAAUGGACAAAGAUAGAGACAUACGAGAACGAUUUGGACGAGACGAAAGUACCUAAUGCGCCCAGUAAUCUGAGAGCGAAUGCCAUGGCGGAUUCUAUACUAGUAUCGUGGCAUCCCCCGAAAGAUCAAAGCAUUAAAGUGAGAAAAUAUAAGUUAGGCUGGGGCAAAGGCUACCCCGAUGUUGAGAUACAGGUUCUUGAUGGAAAGCAACGAUCUUACGCUAUUAAGCCUAUAGAACCAACAACGGAGUACGUGAUAUCUUUAAGAGCAACGAAUAAUGUUGGCGAUGGUCAGCCAGCAUACGCGAAUGUAAGAACUCCCGAACGUUUUGUAUCUGAAUCCGCAGUGCCUUUAAUACCACCCGUUGGCCUUAAAGCUAUCGUGCUCUCGGCUUCUACCGUUGUACUGUAUUGGACAGACACGACCUUAUCGAAAAGUCAAUAUAUCACCGAUAGUCGAUACUAUGUGGUGCGUUAUACAUUCUACCAUCACAGCAGUAGCCCAAGAUACAAAUAUUACAAUGCUACCGAUCUCAACUGUAUGAUUCACGACUUGAAACCCAAUACGCAGUAUGAGUUUACAGUUAAGCUGGUCAAGGGUAAACGAAGCUCGCCGUGGAGUAUGGUCGUUCUAAAUCAAACGCAAGAGGCUGCACCUAGCACGGCACCUCGAGAUCUGAUCAUUCAAACCGUCGAGGAUCGUCCGACCUCUGUUCUGCUGCGAUGGCAACCUCCUAAGCAACCCAAUGGACAAAUUACAGGAUAUCUCAUAAUUUAUUCAACUGACAACACGAGAUGGGAUCGCGAUUGGUUGGUCGAAGGUGUCAUUGGCGACAAGGUGGAUGCCAUCGUAAAGAGUCUACAUCCUAACACGAUGUAUUACUUCAAAAUCCAAGCUCGUAACUCCAAGGGAUACGGACCAUUCUCUACGACAGUCUCAUUUAAAACACCACAAAGCAAUGGCAUGGAUGAUGAAUUGCAUGGAGAUGGACGAAGCUUUUCGAAUCUGUUGAUUUACAUCAUAGUAGGUCUCUCGAUCGUCUUUAUCACUGCCAUAUCGGUAGUGGUCGUAGUGUGUUGUAAACGUAAUCCAAGCUCGCCAGAUCGAAAGAAGGGAUAUAUGAAAGAUUCGAAUCAGAAGACGAAUAUCAAGCCGCCGGAUUUGUGGAUUCAUCAUGAUCAAAUGGAGCUGAAAGCGCUUGAGAAAUCGUCGCUAAAUGGUGAAGCCUCCACCAGCGGCGUCACCAGUAAUACAUUACCUAGGUCGAGCAAUCCAGAAUAUAAUCAAGAUAUACAUGGGAAUUCCAGUUCGCUGGAUAAGCGUACUUACGUGCCAAGUUAUAUGGGUAACACUGACGAGAAGUGCUCAACCCUGAGCAGGCAGCACAGUCGUGGAAGCCACAAACCUAAAUUAAUUACACUCCCCGUUGACAGUGCACCUUUGCAUCAGCCUAUAGCUACGGCUACGCCGAUUGUGAAUACCAGCAUGUCGCAGCCGACCAUCCACACCUCGUGCAGCGAUACGUCGUCGGUGAGACAAAACUAUCCGCGAACGGUCGCGCAGUAUAGCUUAAAUCGCGCGCACGUCACGUUGGAACCGACCCCGGAGUCCAGCCCGGAUUCUUGUAACAUGCCUAGCUCGUACGAGCCGUUACAGAGUCAGUUAUCUUAUGGUACGAGCGGGCAAUCGUACAGCGGUAACACUCAAUACACCCCCGGUCAUUAUGGCAAUAGCACUCAACCGAUGAACAGUGCCGUUGGGGUGGAGAGCAAUGGUAGCAAGCGGCUGCAAGGGCAUCCUCUUAAGAGCUUCAGCGUGCCGGCUCCUCCGCCGCAGAGUGCCCCUUCGACACCGGCGCAACAGAAACACGGUGUGUCACAAGUGACAGUGAGGCCAACGAUGUCCGGGAGUCCGUACAAAAAACCUCAAGGUUCGUCGUCGCAAUUAACGAAGAAUCGCUUAGCCUCUGUGUCAAAUCCGGCACAUACUUCGGAGGAAGUUGAACGGUUAAAGCCUUCGUACAGCACCGAAGAAUUGAAUCAGGAAAUGGCCAACUUAGAGGGUCUUAUGAAAGAUCUGAAUGCCAUAACAGCAUCGGAAUUUGAAUGCUAA